This is a messenger RNA of Triticum dicoccoides, 3616 nucleotides long. RefSeq lists its product as uncharacterized. The transcript has 6 exons. Gene Ontology annotation, molecular function: transcription coregulator activity; protein binding. Gene Ontology annotation, biological process: regulation of DNA-templated transcription. The coding region runs from base 1834 to 3411 and encodes 525 amino acids. Lineage: Eukaryota; Viridiplantae; Streptophyta; Magnoliopsida; Poales; Poaceae. The record is from RefSeq and is a predicted model, not a curated record.
AGAACUGUCAAAUUAAUUCUUCAAGGUCGGCCAGAGGAACUUUUAUCGCUGCUUCUUAUGCCUUGCAAAAAUAUGCAAGCAAGCACAUGGAAUUGUACUGUACCAUUUUAGCUCACAGUGUUUCAGGGUACCAUUGUCCUUAAGGAAAUGUUGAUGAGUAGAUAUAUCAACUUGCCAGACAUGUGUAAAUAACUUCCCAACUUUUUGACACGACAGAAGUAUGACUGGUAUAUGUGUCUGAUCUGAUACCCACACACCUGCCCAACAUCACUAUAAAUGAUAAAAUGUAGGUAGGUAGGUAAAGUCUUGUAGCUAAUAGGAGUUAUAUCCAUGAGUGUUUGGCUCAUGUUGUAGUGAUAUGGCGAUUCUGUAGUACAAAGUACAAACAACAUAUUGUUUAGUGUUGGAACUGUCACACAAUCAUUAACCCACUUACUGGAAACCAACUUGUGUACAGUCUCACCAACUUACUCUAAAAGACAAACUGAUGGAUGCAGGUUGGGCUUGAUCUGAGAAGAGCUCUUGGCUCCCACCUAUUACCGUCCACUACUGCAUGAGUAUAUAAAUUGCUGCAUUUAACUAACACCAGGGUAAGCGUAUAUACUAAGUCGGUCAAGGAUCUUUCCAGUGUGCAUGGCUGCAUGCCUCAAGUUAUGCCUAGGGGACCAUACAAAAGUAUGCCGUGCCUGAUCUCACAGUGUCAAGCUAACACUAUCCACUAGUAGUGGGAAACUUAACAGUGGGUCCACUUUGAUUGCCUAUGGCACUGCAGCUCACCCUUAUUUUGUCACUGGAGAUAUCUAUACGCUCAGGAUAGGCACCACAAUCGAGACAAUAGUUCAGAUACUUGAGCACUCCCUUUGUUUCACUGUAACCAUUACAUGAUUCAAGCAUCUUCUUUUCUUAACAAUUGUCCAUGGAGAUAAUCAUGAGUGUAAUCAAAUGCAAUGUUUCCACUCUCUAUUUCUACUUUUAGUGUUUUGGAAGAGCUUAAGUGGUCGUAGCAAGUCAUUUUAUAGGGGCAUGUAUUGGUCAUUUCUCUUAGGUUAGUUCUUCUUGGUCAGUGGGCAUGGUGGGAUGAUGACAAAUAUAGGGAGGUGAAUUUGAAUAUUACUUUUCAGCUAACCUUUAUAAUCAUUGAUAUGAUCUCUAUGAAAUAAAGCAUCAGAUAGAAGUUUUUAUAAUUAAGUAAAAAGUAAAAGAGUAGUAGUAACUAAAUAGUUGUAGGGUUUAACCUUCAAAUUUUAAGAAGAUGGAAACCCUAAGGAAAGGUCUACUUUGGUGCCUUAACUAUUAUUGUCUCAGUUUAAUUUGCACCGCAGACUCCAAAACCAUCUAAUGUGCACCCUCAGAUAUGAACCCUUUCUGAUUAUAUCCCAGGGAAGUAUUUGUGCAUGGUUUGAUGUGGUGUGGCAUUCAUGUCAAAGUAUUUUGCCACCUCAUUCCCUGUUAGGUGGUUUUGUGUGACAUGGCAUCCAUGUCAAGCUAGGAACACCAGGAACAAACAGAAGCAGACUGAGGUGGGGGUGGGAGAAAAACAGAGGUUCCAUUUUCCCCCAAUAUUUAAUAUGUGGGGUCUACUGCUCAGUGGAGAAAGACUUAUUGCCAGCCAUCUCGCCAAGUAACGCUUGUGAAGCCAAAUUUGGAACAUCCCGAUUAUAAGGAAAAGGCGACAAACUAGUGUGAACUGUACGCAAUGACCUUUGUAAUUUUGCGCUGAGCAAUAGCUGUCACUGGCGUUACAACCUUUUGCUAUAUAAUAGUCACAUCCAUCUCCUUUUGGGACACCGGUCCGGAAGGAAGCCAUAGUUCGAAGCUUCGAACCCGGUUGUGAUGGAGGUGGUCUUUGAUGGAGGAGGAGGUGCUGGCGGUGCCAACAACUGGAGGUCCCAAAUCAGGGAAGAGUUUCGCAAGUCUCGUAUCUCAGAACUAUCAGAGGCUCUGAUGCAAGCACUGUCGCCAGACGAGCCCGAGACAUUGACUGAUCUUCUGAAUGUUGCUGUCAGAUUAGAGAGAAUGAUUUUCAUAGUAGCUGUUAGCGAGGUUGAUUAUAAUUAUAAGCUGUAUACGAGAUUGGAUCAUUUAGAGGAUGAUCAUUUUGAGGACAUAUCAUCAGAUAAUCAUUUUGAGGACAUUUCAUCAGAUGAUCAUUUUGAGGACAUCUCAUCGGAUGAUCAUUUUGAGGAAAUUUCAUCAGAUUAUCAAAUGCUUGAACCCUCAACUGCGACGCUUCUGCGAGGAAUUUUUAGUGAUCCACAGAAUCAAAGCAUUCAGGUACAGAGCAACCUCCAGAGGAUGCUAUCUGGUGAUAAUACAAAAGCAACAGCGCCUAUAGGAAAUGAAGAGAAGCCUUGCUGUGAUGACAAUGAUAGGAUUAGCGUCCUUCAUGAGAGCAUACUCCAUUGUAUCAUGUCCUUCAUGCCAGCACAGGACGUUGUACGCACAAGCAUGCUAUUCCGAAGAUCGCCCCCAUUAUGGACUUCAGCGCCAUGCCUUGAUAUCGAUAUUGAUCACUUUGAUAUGGACAGAGUAAAGUUCAACAAGUUUGCAAAAAGUUUGUUUGAGCGGCGGGGUAAUGCUAAUACAUUGGACAAACUCCGCCUUCACUCUUUUGCAAUUGAUGCAGCCAAGUAUUGGAUCGGUGAUGCUAUCAGACUUCAUGAAGUUAAAUCGAUUGAUUUCACUGAAAAUACAAGAUGGGAAGCUUUUUACUUAGAUCCUAAAGCUAUCAACUUUAGCUCUAAAUAUCUGCGAACUGUGAAGCUCACUAAUGUUAUAAUAGUUGCAUCUGUCUUUGAUCAGCUCAGCCGUGAAUGCACGUCUUUGGAAAAUCUGCAGUUGGCAGACAGCACUCUUUAUUGUCCUGAGAUUUCAUCAAGUUCAUUGAAGACUCUGGAAAUAAUAAACUGCUUAGUUUUGAAUCAUCUUCUGAUUCGUACUGGCAAGCUGGUCUCGCUAUGCUUCAAGGACACUCGAUGCAGGUGCACUCCAAAAUACAUAGUUCGAACUACAUCAGCAGUAAUCCUAUGUGAUCUUUCAAACGCCAAGAGCAUAGAACUGCCAACACCAGUGAGACAUGUCGCAUUCGAUAGAAUGACUCCAAGGUGCUCAAUGUUCAUCAGUCUGACAAGUCUCAUUCUUGGUGAAUGGUGUCUUUCCAACAAAUUUGCUCCUCUAGCUUGCUUCCUCGAGCACUCUCCUAUGCUUGAGAAUCUUGAUCUGAAGCUCAAGUUUGACUGUGAAGAGCAAAAGCAGCCGCUUCAAAUGGCUGAGGGAAUAUCAUUCCAAGCCAAAAGCCUUAAGAAGGUAACGAUCCACUGCGCCGAAGAGGAGGACAGGCUUCCCGUGUUGAAGGCUAUACUGCUUGCCAAUGCAAGAUGUGUCAAGCACAUCGAUGUCAAGACGUACUAGGAUGCUGCGCCAAGCGUUCUUCUGCAUAUGGAAUGCAUCUUUGCAUAGCGCUUUCGCUGUGUGACAUGUGUGAGACCCGAUGUAGCUAGAGAUUUGGUUGUUGAAUGUUGUGUUACAUGGACCUGUAAACAUUUACCGCUGUGCGACUUGUGGGAAACUUGCUUGCUACCAUUUAUCUAGGUUGAUCGAUGAACAUUACAGCUCA